AGAUGCGUCCAAGUGUGUCCAAAGAUAAGAAAACGUCUUUAGGUUAAGGACAAUUCAUUGACUUUUGUGCCUUAAAACUAGCUUAUACUUUUAUUUAUAUAUCACAAAAGAAGACAAAGGAAGAGAUUUUUCUUCUUCAUAAUCCAAAAAAAAUGGAAAUUGAUCUUUCAUUGAAGAUAGAUAGUAAUGAUUUCGAGCAAGAAGUUGAAAAUCAUGAACAUGUUAAAGAGGAUGAGAAGGAAGAAGCUCACGAAACUACAGCUGGUGAAAUUGAAGAUGAUGAUAACACAAAAAUAAAAGAGUUAACUGCUUUAGAAAUGGAGAUGGAAAGCAUGAAAGAAGAAAACAAAGCAUUGAGGAAAGUGGUGGAACAAACAAUGAAAGAUUACUAUGAUCUGCAAACAAAAUUUUCAGUCAUCCAAGAAAAUAAUAAUAAUAAAAAUAAAAGAAAGAAUCAUCAUCAUCCUCAUCAACAACUUUCUCUCUCACUACAAGAGAAUAAUGCAACAACAAGUGAUGAAGGGCCCUCAAGAUUAACUCAUGAGAUUUUCAGUAAGAAUAUUGAAAGAGCUUCAUCUCCAUUAAUAUUGAGCAAUAGUGAUGAUAGUAUAAGUGAGAGUGAUUUGGGUUUAUCACUAAGGUUGCAAACAAGGACAUGUGAGAAAGAUAAUGAAGGAAAUAAAGAAGGAAAAAAAGAACAAUUGGGAGGUUUUGAAUCAGUGCAGAAUAAAAUUCAGAGAGUGCAUGAGCUGCCCGGUAUUACUGCUCAUCCUGCUUAUUCCCCUCCUAAUAGAAAGGCUAGGGUUUCUGUUAGAGCAAGAUGUGAAACUGCCACAAUGAACGAUGGAUGUCAAUGGAGAAAAUACGGACAAAAAAUAGCUAAAGGAAAUCCAUGUCCACGAGCCUACUAUCGUUGUACUGUAGUCCCCGGUUGUCCGGUUAGAAAACAGGUGCAAAGAUGUAUAGAUGACAUGUCUAUACUAAUUACAACAUAUGAAGGAACACAUAACCAUCCACUACCUGUUGGUGCAACUGCUAUGGCUUCAACAGCUUCAGCAGCAGCUUCAUUCAUGUUACUAGAUUCAAGCAAUCUUAAUUCAGAUUAUGGUUACACCUCUCAACAAACCUUUAAUCCUUACAUUAAUAACACCUUCCACCACGCAUUUAACGCGUCUUCAAAUAUUCGAAGCAUAAACCCCAAUGAUCCAUCACAAGGGAUUGUUCUUGAUCUCACCAACAACAAUAAUCUCAACGAGCCGCGGCGUUUCUCUAUGGCAGGUAGCUCCAGCUCCGGCUCCAUCGCAGCCGAUCAACCUCGUUUUCCUUGGUUGCAAAACAAAUAUCAACAGAGUAGUUCUAGUAGUGCUAAUAUUGGAAUGAACACUUUUCAAAACCCUAGAGGACCAUUGGAUAUUCAUGAUAGGAUUUGGAAAGGAUCAGAAGAAAGUAGUAAUACUAAUAACAAUGUGUCUGCAAUUGCAUCAGAUCCUAAGUUUAGGCUUGCUGUUGCAGCUGCAAUUUCAUCACUCAUGAAUAAAGAAAGCAACAACACUACUACUACUCAUGGUAGCAACAAUUAGAUCAUUGAUCAACCUCUUUCUCAAAAUGGUAAACCCAGUAUUUGAUUUUUUUUUUCACUUUAUAGUAAUAAUAAGUUUGUUUUGAAGACAAAAAAGAAGUAGUUGCACCAAUAAUACUAAGUGAGUUAAACAUUACAUUUUUCACAUCUUGAUAAAUAAAUAAUUAUAUUCCUAUUAUGAGGGAGGUUAUAUACUAGUUAAAUUAUGUUUUACUUGUAAUAUGGUUUAUUUUUGUUACUCAUUUCUAGUCUUUGUAAUGUACACAAAUAUAGUCUAGUUGAUAAUAAUUAUGUAACGAAACUAGCUGGAUCUCAUAUCAGAUUCUUUUCUUUUUA
Lathyrus oleraceus (garden pea) is the source of this 1915-nucleotide messenger RNA. Its product is annotated as probable WRKY transcription factor 9. Gene Ontology annotation, molecular function: sequence-specific DNA binding; DNA-binding transcription factor activity. The transcript has 5 exons. Gene Ontology annotation, biological process: regulation of DNA-templated transcription. Bases 153 to 1580 code for a protein of 475 amino acids. The record is from RefSeq and is a predicted model, not a curated record. NCBI's taxonomy places the organism in Eukaryota, Viridiplantae, Streptophyta, Magnoliopsida, Fabales, Fabaceae.